GAAGAAGAAGAAGAGGAGUUCCGGUUGCAUGUCUGAGCAGCUGAAAUCAGGAGGAGACCUGCAGUUUUAUCUGGUUCUGGUUCUGUUUUAGUAAUUUAACAGCCUCGAUCUUUAGAAAAUGUCCAAAUCCCAGCGGCUCAAAGGUCCCGACAAACAGCCGCUGCUGACUUCCACUCGCAGACAGCUGAUCGUCCGUUUGGAGAGAUCCAUACCGGGGUAUGAGCAGCUGAUCGACCGGCGAACAGGACUCCUGAAUCUGGCUUCAAAGCCCGAUGAGCUGCGGAGGACAGACAUCCAGCAGCUGUUGGUGAAUAAAGGAGAUGUUUUUACUGAGCGAGAAGACCACCGCGACCAGCAAAACCAGCAGGACCAGGAGGAGCCACACGUGAAAGAGGAGCAGAUGGAACCAGGCACAGUUCCGAGACCAACAGAGCGUGACGGAGAGGACCGCAGAGGAUCAGAUUCAGACUUUCCUGAACUUGAGAGAGACGACAGCGACAAAGACUGGGACCCUUCAGAUUUACACAAGAGAAUAAAUACAUUAGGAGAAGAGUUCAGCUGCUCUCUGUGUAGUAAAACCUUUACUCAAAGACAAAGUCUGAAAUACCAUUUAAAAACUCACAUAGGAGAGAAACCAUUCAGCUGCUCAGUUUGUAAUAAAAGAUUCAUGCAGAAAGGAAACUUAAAGUAUCACAUGAUUGUGCACUCGGGAGAGAGGCCGUACAGCUGCAGCGUUUGCAGCAGAACUUUUCGGUGGCCGGCGCAGGUCAAAGCUCACAAGUGCAAGUUAUCUGAGCGGUGCCAGAAACAACCCAAGAAAUCACUGAGUUGCUCCAAAUGUGCUGAAACAUUUCCUGACAGAUUGCUGCUGGCAGCCCACAAGAAGGUCCAUCAAGAGAAGAAACUGCUGAGCUGCUCGGUGUGUGGCAUGCAAGCUCGCUUCAGAUCUCAACUGCAGGUUCACAUGAGAAAACACACUGGGGAGAAACCCUACAGCUGCACUAUAUGUGGGAAAAAGUUCUCUCAAGUUGGAAUCACAAAGCAGCACAUGUUGGUACACGCAAAGGAGAAACCAUUCAGCUGCACUGACUGUGGGAAAAGAUUUUCCUGGCAUUUUCAGAUCAAAAGGCACAAGUGUUGUACCAGGUUCUGGCAGUACAGUGGAUCUUCAGCAGUCUGGAACCUGGAUCCAGAAAAACUACGGACAGAUAAAAAGACUGGGGCAGAGACUCAAAUUGCUGACGGUGACAGUACAUUUUGGAUAAAGACCAGGAAACAUCAGUUAGGUUUCACAUACCAGAGAAAUAAAAAAGUCUCUGAAAGUGAUAGAGAACCUAACAUCGAAAAGAAAAUACUGGAUUGUACUGGUGUUAAAACUGAACCCAAACAUGAGAAUGGAGAUGUUUUCAGUCAGAACAAACAUCUGCAGUCAAACGGUCAGAAACAUGAAAACUUGUGGAAUUUUUCUGACACAAAACUGUUAUACUCUGAGAGUCAAAAAGCACUUGAAGACAGAAACACUCAGCAGACACACCUGAGACACUCAACUGCAGAGAAACCAUUCAGCUGCUCAUUCUGUGGGAAAGGAUUUUCUAAUGGAGGAUAUCUGGCACAGCACAUAGCGAUCCAUACAGGAGAGAAACCACUCGGCUGCUUCAUCUGUAAGAAAACUUUCAGUGAGAACUUGGAGCUCAGCAGUCAUGAGUGCGUUGGUGAAUCCUCACAGCAUCAUCAAACUGAGAAAAAGUUCAAUUGUUACUUCAGACGUCACCCAAGAUGUUCGGUGUGUAACGCUGGUUUUAGUGACAGAGACUCUCUAGUUCAACAUAUGAGAAGCCACACAAGACAAACACAGUUUAUCUGUUCAAUUUGUGGAAAAGACUUUGCAUGGAGAAGACAUCUGACCAAACACAUGGAAAAUCAUGUGAAAAAGAAACUGUACCAUUGCAGAAUUUGUUGCAGGAAAUUCACUUGCCCAAAGAAACUCAGUCACCAUUGGUGUGUUCAUCGUUCAUCACAGCUUCAUCACAGUGGCUCGGCUGAACACAUGGAGGCUGAUGGAGAGAACUGUAGAGAACCAGAGCAAAAUCCACUUUUACAAGAGGACACUGAAAACAAGGCUGCAGAUUCUUCUGAUGCUGACACUGAUGACAGCGACUGUUGGAAAGAAAACAGAAGCGCUCAGUUUACUUUUGAGAAACAUCGCAAAGUCCCUGAAAGCAAUGCAACACUUUACAGAAAGACUUUCAUACAACAGCUUGUAUGUGGACAAGAUCUGAGUCAACACACAGAGUUCCAUACAGAGAUACCGAGGGAAGAGGAGCAGGAAGAACUGAUGCCCACAGAUGUUAAAGAGGAGCAGGAAGAACCGGUGCCCACAGAUAUUAAAGAGGAGCAGGAAGAACCGGUGCCCACAGAUAUUAAAGAGGAGCAGGAAGAACCGGUGCCCACAGAUAUUAAAGAGGAGCAGGAUGAACCGGUGCCCACCGAUAUUAAAGAGGAGCAGGAAGAACUGGUGCCCAAAGACAUUAAAGAGGAGCAGGAGGACACUGAUAUCACCAAGUUCACCUUCAGUUCUGUCCCCAUGAAGAUUGAAGAAGCUGAAGAGAAACCUCAGUCCUCACACCUCCAUCAGGGCAACUCUGUGGGACAACCAGAACCAGACCCAGAUCUAGACUCAAAUUUAGGAGGAGUGCAUUUUAAAAGUGACGACAGUGUUGACAGUGAUUUCUGGAAAGACGCCAAGCAGCGUCAGUCAGGAAAUAAUUCUGGUAGAAACUUGUAUAGCUCAUCUGAAGAGACGAAUCUCCAGCCGGAGAGCGACGACAGCAUUGACAGUGACUUCUGGAAGGACGACAGGAAUUCUCAGCUGGGUUCAAACUCUCUGAAACGCAAUGGAGUUUCUGACAGUGCGGUGAGAGAUGAUGCCAAGAAGAAGCCAUACAGCUGUACCAAGUGCAGUAAAACAUUUCGUUACGUUUUCCACAUGAAGACUCACAUGAAGCUGCACACAGAGGAGAGGCCAUUCUUUUGCUCUGUCUGUGGUCAGACAUGCCUUUACAAGUCGCACCUGAAGAUCCACAUGAGGACUCACACUGGAGAGAAACCCUUUGUCUGCCCCAUUUGUGGGAAAAAAUAUGCUCACAAAGCCAGCAUGCAGUCACACAUGUCUGAACAUGCCAAACAUUACAGCUGUAGCGUGUGCAACCGAAGCUUUGCCUGGUACACGGAGCUGAAAUACCAUCAGUGUGUCAGAGAAUCAUCACACAAUCAGACGUACAGGAGAGAAACCACAUAGUUUUGAACAAUUUGCUGUGUGACUGAUCCAUCUGAUUGACUGAUUGUUGCAGCUUUUCUGUCUAAACUGUCUUGAAACAACCAGAAAGUGUGUGAAUAUGUUACAUUAAACAAAGUUGUUUGAAGAACUGAUCAAACGGACUCUAAAUCGUCACUUUAAGUUUUCCAUCUAACAAAAGUGAUUCUGUGUUUGAAGGUGAGAAAUACACAUUAUUCUGAUGGUGAGUCUGACUAUAAAGAACAUAUUUCAUUUAAAAAUUGAUGACAGCGUUUAGCAGUGUGGUGCACAAAUCAAUCCUGUUUUUGCUGAUGUGUUUUAUGUUGAAGGCUGAUUAUUUUACUGAUCACUGUAAGGGCUGCAGUAGUGAAGUAUUCAGGGUUAGAGUUGGAAGGCAGAGUAUAUAGUAAAAUAAUAACAAAAAAAGGAUUUAAAAGUAUACAAUGUGAUGGAAACAAUAAAAUGAUUAUGGGAAUUUUAAGAGUAAUGUCAAUGCAAUUUAAUUAAUAAAUUAAAAAUAGACUGCAUCUGAAA
Molecule: messenger RNA, 3829 nt
Organism: Acanthochromis polyacanthus (spiny chromis)
Lineage: Eukaryota; Metazoa; Chordata; Actinopteri; Pomacentridae
Product: zinc finger protein 160-like
Exons: 2
Coding region: 119-3298 (1059 amino acids)
Biological process (GO): regulation of transcription by RNA polymerase II
Cellular component (GO): nucleus
Molecular function (GO): DNA-binding transcription factor activity, RNA polymerase II-specific; RNA polymerase II transcription regulatory region sequence-specific DNA binding
Source: RefSeq, a predicted model, not a curated record